UUUAACGUUUUCGUCUUCAAAGUUCAAACCCAAACCAAGCAUCACAAUUCUUCUGAUCAUCCAUGACUACUGAGCUAGCUGAGUAACAGUUUCCACAGUAUUUAAGAAGCUCAACAUUCUCUGUUUUUUUUUUUAUGAAAGCUAGCCGGUGAUGGCUGCGUCAUCCUCAAGACUUCGGGUGGGUUACCGAUUCGACCCCAGAGAGCUUCCGGUGGGUUACCGAUUCCACCCAACAGAGGAGGAGCUGGUCGGUUACUUCCUCAAGAAGAAGAUACAAGGCCACGACUUCGACGACGUCAUCCCGGAAAUAGACAUCUGCAACUACGAGCCUUGGGAUUUGCCCGAGUUGUCACCGAUGAGGCCGGAUGAUGAGGAGUGGUUCUACUUUAGUCGACCGGAGUACAAGUCCGGCAAGAAAGGGGGCCGGACCAACCGGACCACCCGUAGAGGGUUUUGGAAGAUUACUGCGAAACAACCUGAAAUAAAAGCUAGGGAGUCUAGGGCUGUGAUUGGGAAGAAGAGGAUUAUGACUUUCUAUACUGGGAAAGCUCGGAAUGAGCAGAGGACCAGUUGGGGGAUUCAUGAGUACUACAUACCUGAAACUCUGCUUCCUAAUGCUGCUAGGCAGAGGGACUUUGUUCUCUGUCGCUUGAAGAAAAAAGAUGAGAGUACUAAUAUUGGAGCCUAUGAUGAAGGUGAACCUAGCACUAACAACGCAUCUGAUUUUCAGAAUCUCAUGGAAGUUUUUGGUAGGCAAAGUAUUCCAGAGGAUUUGCAGAUCACAUUGCAGGAAAAUACUCGGCGGCCUGAAGAAAUUUUUGAUACACUCUUUCCCUCUCUUGAGUCACCUCAAUUACAUAAUUUCUCCUCCAUGCUGGGAGACAAUUUUCUGCAUGCAAAUGCCGUUAGUGAUGACCACCUUGAGCUGCAAUCUGCAUUUCGACAUGAUGAUUCGGAAGAUGAGGAAUUCAACGUGAACUCAUAUUUGGUUGACGAUGGUGAUUACUCCUUGGAAGAAACAUCACGCACUACUCGGCUCAACCACUCAAGCGAGCCAAAGUCGGUGCUUAAGGUGUAUGAUGAGGGUAUACAUCAACAGAGCAUGAGUUCACCUGUUGCUUCAAGCCUGCCCAUACGAGAUACAAAUGUUAUGCUUCUUAAGUUCUCGCAGAAGAAUGCUUCCCCUGUCAACGUUGCAGCUAACUUACCUCGGAAAGAGCUGCAGGCUGACUUUGGCAAUGAUAUGCUUUUGAGGACCUUGGUCACUGAUAAAAGUUCUUUAAAUGAAAGCGGGCGCAGGAAAGGUGGCAUAUUUAUAACUGAAAGAGCAGAAAAACAAUCAGGACCGGCAGCAUUUCCUCAUCAACCAGAUGACUACAUAACUCAGAGAAGGAUGAGGCUUGCAACUGCACAAUCAGAUGCAUCAAGUAUAAAACAAGGACAUAAUCCACAGAAAGUCAAGAACGAAAGCAAGUUGCCCGAGAAGCCUAUGGCGCCUCCAAGCAAUGAUAAAGAAGAGAGUAUGAAACAGAAACAAACUGGAACAACCAUCAGCGAUUGGAAGAGUUCGUUCAUUGUCUGGAAGGAAUCCCCAUUAAGCCUUAGAUCAUAUCCCCCAGUAGUAUACACUUGUUACAUGAUAGUAGGCUUGAUUUUGUUCAUAUUUUUUGUUGGGGAACUAAUUUCAUAUGGGAAGUGGUACUAGACUCGCCAGAAAAUAGUCGACUUUCGAUUGUUCUGUCACACGUGUAGUCAACUAGUUAUUCCAGUCUUACAGGGCGAACUUUUUUUAAUUACGUCCCUAUGGGUUAACUUUUGGAGAAAGUUUAGGGGACUUUUGUUCUUAUGGAUUAAGGACCCAUUUCGUUUC
Rosa rugosa (rugosa rose) is the source of this 1870-nucleotide messenger RNA. RefSeq names its product NAC domain-containing protein 96-like. Gene Ontology annotation, molecular function: DNA binding. The transcript is spliced from 6 exons. The record is from RefSeq and is a predicted model, not a curated record. The coding region runs from base 152 to 1705 and encodes 517 amino acids. Gene Ontology annotation, biological process: regulation of DNA-templated transcription. Lineage: Eukaryota; Viridiplantae; Streptophyta; Magnoliopsida; Rosales; Rosaceae.